UAUUGGUAACUCUGUUCGUUUACUGGACGCCACACUACAUUUGCAAAAAAACUUUACACGUUGUGUGAUUUCUUUGGUGCGUGCAGUAGAAUUGAUAAUUAUGGCAAUGUUAGCUGGAGAAAAAUAUUGGGAGAAGUCGCGAUUUGCCAAAGCUGAAAAGCAAUAUUAUGAGAUGCUUAGCCAGGAUAUAUAUUUCGAGUCGUGCGUAGAAUAUAUAAAACUCGACAAAAUACCAAAAAUUCGAUAUGGCAAAAUUUUAAGUGAUAAACAUGACUAUGAAAAAAAAAUUGAUUGUAUAACAUCUAGAAAUAAGUUGGAUAAGACUGAAAAGUUUCAAAAAUUUGAGAAAAAAAAAGAAAUGUCGCUAGGAUCCCAAGAUUCACCUCUAAACAGGAAGAGUUUAUUAGUUUCCGAAAUUGCUAAAGCCAGAGAACACAUCAAAAAUUCUUUGGAAAAGAUGGAUGGCAUUUCUUGUGUGGAUGCAACUAUAGUCCCAUCUAAUCUGUUAGAACGCAUUCAAUUACUGGAAGAGGAAAAUGCUAAUCUAAAACAAAUAAUUUCAAAGUUAAAUGACCUUAGCAUAGACUCACAAAAACGUAUUACCGCUUUGGAAGGUUUAGUUACACGUUCUAAACCCGUUGCACAAUCAUUAACAGAAGAUGAUGAUGGUGUUGAUUUAUUUGCUUCAGACAGUGAUGAAGAGUCGGAGGAAGCUGCACGUAUAAGAGAGGAGCGCUUAGCUGCAUACGCUGCCAAAAAAUCUAAAAAACCAGUUUUAAUAGCUAAAUCUAGUUUGGUACUUGAUGUAAAACCUUGGGAUGAUGAAACAGACUUACAAGAAAUGGAAAAUUUAAUUAGAAAAAUUUCGGCCGAUGGAUUAUUAUGGGGCGCAUCUAAAUUAGUUCCUGUAGCUUUUGGAAUAAGUAAAUUAAGUAUUAGUUGCGUUGUAGAAGAUGAUAAAGUUUCAAUUGAUUGGUUGACUGAAGAGAUUGAGAAAAAUGAAGAAUUUGUUCAAAGUGUUGAUGUUGCUGCUUUUAAUAAAAUAUAAUAAAAGAUAUAAAUUAAUUAUACAAAAAAUAAAAUAUGUUUUACAUACAUUACAUUUAUUAUUGAUCAAA
Messenger RNA from Lucilia cuprina (Australian sheep blowfly), 1118 nucleotides. Its product is annotated as probable elongation factor 1-delta. The record is from RefSeq and is a predicted model, not a curated record. Gene Ontology annotation, molecular function: translation elongation factor activity; guanyl-nucleotide exchange factor activity. Gene Ontology annotation, cellular component: eukaryotic translation elongation factor 1 complex; cytosol. Gene Ontology annotation, biological process: translational elongation. Lineage: Eukaryota; Metazoa; Arthropoda; Insecta; Diptera; Calliphoridae. The transcript has 4 exons. The coding region runs from base 101 to 1048 and encodes 315 amino acids.